GUGCAAAAAAAAAAAAAAAACAGAGCAAAAAGAUGUCAACCACUGUACAGUUUUACGCUUCCAUGAGCAUGCAAAUUUUGUUAAUUUUUGGGGGGUUUUUUCAGCACUUAUUUUUUGAACACGGCCUAGCACAGUUUAGCAUGUAAUCCUCGUAUUUAUUCUGGAUUUAUAGCAUACAGUCCCUCAAGAAUUGAAGUGCAUCUAGUAAGAGCUAAUUUCAAACCAACCGACUGAGAAACAGAGAGAGAGAGAGAGAGAGAGAGAGAGAAAACUAAACUGUGCGCAGCGUUUGGCACCAUGUAAACUUUCUUAAGCUCCUAAUCUGCCAGAGUUGAGAACUUGGACUGCUCAGCACAGCUUGCUGAAGCUCUAGUAGCAAAAAUCAACACUGAAUUUGAAAUGCUUCUGUGUUUUUUUCAAAGAACAAGCAUGCAUAAUGUCAGCUUCUCAUCCUGCCCCUGUCUGGUGUAUUCCCACUUAAACGCCAAUGAAUCUGGGCGCAAGUCUCCCGUUAACGCAUGCGCUUCCCUCUCCUUAGAAAACGAGAGAGGAAAAAAAUAUAUAUAUUUAUAUUUUUUCUAAUACUCAGUUAAACAUCUGUUCAAUUAUCAUUAUUUUUUGCCUCUCCCUAUGUGAGCUGAAGUGAAAUCGCGGCAGGGAAAAGAUGUUCCAACAAGCUCCCCGGGUCUUCUCCUUACUUCAGACUCAGUGUGAGAACUGCAGGGAUUAAAUUGAUGUCCUCCCCAUGAGUUGGUGUUUGAUUUUGUCGUGAACAGCUACAUUAAUUGCAAAGCACAGAGGCGCAGUCAAAACACUGCAUGCAUGCGCACCCGCCGAGACGCACGCACUCGCAGCGGGGCGCGCGCGGACGGCUUCGAGAUUUGAGUGGCUGGGGCGGGACGUUUGCGCCGGAGCGAGGCGGGGACAGGGCGCGCUCCGGUCGGGUUGGUGGGCAGCUGAUUGUCCGUGUCAUUACCGGAGCUCGGGAGGGAAAGAGGCGUUCCCAGAAACCACGCCCCCUUUCGCCUUACUAUAGUUUCUCCUGCUUGGCAUCCCAGAGAUGGUCCGAAGUGAUUCCUCAGGGGAAGCGAAAAGAGCGCAAAUCACCCGAGCAGGAGCGGGCGCUGCCGAGCGGCGGAUAUACCCAGGACUGCCUUCUUAAUUGCGCUAAUCUUCCGUUUUAUCCAUCUGAGCCGGAAGGAGGACUUUUGCUUUGAAAGCGACGGAGCAAAGAGAGAAACCUGUUUCAUCUUUGGCCUGUUUGUUGCAAAAACUGACAUUUUUGCUUGUUUCUUUCUUUCUUUUUUUUGUUGUUUGUUUUGUUGUUUGUUUUUGUUUUUAUCAGCUGUACCUUGAUCCGAGGAGGAGAGGCGGGGGGGGGGACUGUCGCCGGCUCAGCGCGCACUCUCAUCCUGCGCUUCCCCCUUUCAUCGCUCUCACGUCGCUCCUCUUCGCAGCUGCUGCCUCCCGCUCUCCCUCAACAUGAGGAGCAGCUAACCCUGGAUGCUGACAGCUCCCCUUUUUCUUCCCCACAUGUCGCGUCUUUUGUUUACUUUGAGUGGAACGCGCGCGUCUAAACACCGAGUGGAAUAGACCCACGCCACUUUGCUCCUGUGACAGCGCUAUCAAAGGGAGACGCCGAGAGGCGAGGAGGGGAGGCAGAGAAGAGAGGGAAAAGGAGGAUAGCGACAGAGAGGAGAGAGAGAGAGAGAGUGAGAGUGAGAGAGAGAGAGAGAGAGAGAGAGGGGAGAGAGACAGAGUGAAGGUGCGUUUUGAUGUUUGGCAUCCACGAGAGCAUCCAGAGGAGUGGGAGUAGUAUGAAAGAGGAGCCCAUGGUGGCCGGGAUGAACGCGGUUCGGACAUGGAUGCAGGGCGCCGGAGUGCUGGACGCCAACACAGCCGCCCAGAGCGGAGUGGGUCUCGCUCGGGCGCACUUCGAGAAGCAGCCGCCCUCCAACCUCCGCAAGUCCAACUUCUUCCACUUCGUCCUGGCUUUGUACGACAGACAGGGUCAGCCGGUGGAAAUAGAGCGGACCACGUUUGUCGACUUUGUGGAGAAGGAAAAGGAAACGACGGGGGAAAAGACCAACAAUGGCAUUCAUUAUAGGCUUCAGCUCCUCUACAGUAACGGAAUCCGGACAGAGCAGGACUUAUAUGUUCGACUCAUUGACUCCAUGACUAAACAGGCGAUUGUCUAUGAGGGUCAGGAUAAAAAUCCAGAAAUGUGCCGGGUCCUGUUAACCCACGAGAUCAUGUGCAGUCGGUGCUGCGAUAAGAAGAGUUGCGGCAACAGGAACGAAACCCCAUCAGACCCUGUCAUCAUCGACAGGUUCUUCCUCAAGUUCUUCCUGAAGUGCAACCAGAACUGCCUGAAGAACGCAGGGAACCCUCGAGACAUGAGGCGUUUUCAGGUGGUUGUGUCCACUACGGUGAGCGUCGAGGGCCACGUCCUGGCCGUGUCUGACAACAUGUUUGUGCACAACAACUCCAAACACGGUCGGCGGGCUCGACGUUUGGACCCCUCGGAAGGAACUCCGUCCUACCUGGAACACGCAACCCCCAGCAUCAAAGCCAUCAGUCCCAGUGAAGGCUGGACAACAGGGGGCGCAACGGUCAUCAUCAUCGGAGACAACUUCUUCGAUGGCCUCCAAGUCAUUUUUGGAACAAUGCUUGUCUGGAGUGAGUUGAUCACUCCCCACGCCAUCCGUGUGCAGACCCCGCCCAGGCACAUCCCCGGGGUGGUGGAAGUCACGCUGUCCUACAAAUCCAAACAGUUCUGCAAAGGCACACCUGGACGCUUCAUCUACACAGCACUAAACGAGCCAACGAUAGACUACGGCUUCCAGAGAUUACAGAAGGUCAUCCCCAGACACCCUGGAGACCAGGAGCGAUUACCCAAGGAGGUGAUUUUAAAGAGAGCCGCCGACCUGGUGGAAGCCUUGUAUGGGAUGCCUCACAAUAACCAGGAGAUGAUUCUAAAACGAGCGGCGGACAUCGCAGAGGCCCUCUACACGACAGUGCCGCGGGGCCACAACCAGCUCGCCAGUCUGGGCAGCAGCUCCGUCCACGCCGGCAUGAUGGCUGUAAACUCCUUCACCGGGUCGGAGGUGGCACAAACGGCCAAUCAGGGUUUCAGUAGAAGUACAAGCAGUGUGUCCCCUCAUGGUUAUGUUCCCAGCUCCACUCCUCAGCAGGGCAGCUACAGCUCUGUCUCCACUAGCAUGAAUGGCUACGCUAAUUCUGGCAUGGCAACCCUGGGCACUUCACCCAACUUCCUCAAUGGAUCAGCAGGCAACUCGCCCUAUGCUAUCGUCCCAUCCAGCCCGACCAUGGCGUCGUCAACCAGCCUGGCGUCCAACUGCAGCAGCUCCUCCGGCAUUUUCUCUUUCUCUCCGGCCAACAUGGUCUCCGCCGCCGUCAAGCAGAAGAGCGCCUUCGCCCCCGUCGUUCGGCCCCAGAACUCGCCUCCUCCUACCUGCACCAGCGCUAACGCUAACAGCCUGCAAGAUCAGUCUUUUGUGGAUUCUAGCAAGUACUCAUCAGCCAGCUCUCUGCAGGGCCUGGCCUUCUCCUGAACAAUCCCUGGGAUGAUUGUUCCACCCAUGUAGAGGAUGUGGGAAGCUGGAGAUUUUUGGGGAGAGCGUUGAGAGAAAAAGGCACGGUAGCGGAGCCUGGCAAGCCUCUGCUGCUCUCCAGAGCUUCAGUGAAGGAAGCAAAGAUAAGACGCUGGACUAUAAAACUCAGGCCUUUCCAAUGGGAUUUCAUCGGAAUGGGAUAUGGCAGAAUAUUAAGGGGACAUAUUGAGCCUUUGUGAUGUUUCUUUAUUUUUGUUUUGUUUUGUUUUUCCCCUUUUUUUGGUCGAAUUAGUGUAGCAUCUCUGACACCAAGUCGGAUGGAGUGUAAAGAGACUGAUCGCUUGCCCACAGUGUGCCACUGACCUCAUGAAAAGAGCAUUUAUUUAUCUUGAUGUUUAUGGCUGGAAGCUUUGGGUUUGAUUAUGGAAACCACACCUCCCAUCCCUCCCCCCACCCCUCACCUCUCGCCGUUUUGCGGCCUGUACCGUCUAUGAAGUUCUCUGUUUGACUCGCACGGGUCUGCAACACAAAACGCAUAGAAAAACAUAGAAGAGAACCAAUUCCACCCUCAAUAGUUGCUGCUAGUUCUCUCACAAAUCUAAAGAGUUGUCCUUUAAAAGAAACCCCACCUGCCUUUUGUGUUUUAUGUUCCCCUUCCACGUUUUGUUUGUUUGUAUGAAUUUUUUGAUAAAACUGUGAGGAUUGAGCUGUUUGCAAUAUGCUUUUCUCUGCUUUAUCAUGUGAAGGAAAAGGUAAAGAUUUUGUCUUUGUUUUUUUUUUUUUGUUUGUUUUUUGUUUCUUUUCGGUUGGAGAUGUUGGUAAAGACUUGAAAAGCCGGAGGAUGUGCGCGUCCAGCCAGCACUGUUACUGAAGGAGCCUAGCAGUUAUCAAAUUUAACAAAAAAGAAAAAAGCGUGACAUAUGUGAUAUAUUUUUGUAUAUAUUAAAUAAAAAGUUGACUUUUGUUCCUUUUUUAAAAAAAAAAAAAAAAAUCUGGCAUCUCGUUUCCUUUCGCGAUAGCUAUAGUUUGGGAUGUGAGCAUUAAAACGUCUCAUGGCAGCUUCUCAGUACAGACAAUAGAUUUUUUUUUUUCCCUGUGUUGUCAAUAUCUCAUCUGCAAAACACGAAUUUGGAUUCAAAAAGGUAAAAAAGGGGGAGUCCUGUAAAAUAUCCUAUAAAUAAUGUAUUUAUCCUGUGUAUGUACAUUGACUUUCACCAUCGUUUAGUUGUGUUGUGUACGUUUAAUGAAAGUAAUUGAACAUAUGUCACAGUCUUUUGCUUUGUUACUGUUGUCUCCCACUAUUUAAAUGUGACUGUUUUAAUUGAUUUAUUGACUGUGUUUUGGGGGUGUGGGGUUGUUGCAUUGAUAAACUUUUUUUUUUCUCUCAUUCAAAACAUGUCAUUGACUAUUUUUGUAUUAUUUGUAAGUUAAUAAAAGAAAAAUCUGUUCUUUUUUUUUUCCUUAUAAAAUGUUUAUUGUACGGCAAAAAAGUAGCAUCUUUACAGAGUAUUUGGUUGAGGUAGAUUUUUUUAAGAAUAUAAACACACAUUAAUAUAUACUGUAAAUCUAUAUCUUUUUGUUUGAACCUUCGAGGCUUUUAGAUGGAUACUGUUCUUGAUCUGAUAAUAUGCAUGGGCUCAUCUCUUGAGUGACUGCCUAGUGUGUGUGAGUUGGUAUGCGUGUGUGUGGAAACCAAGAGACUUAAGGAAACGUUUGGUUUAUUCUUUUGUUGUGUUCUCUUUCUUCCUCCCUUUGUUCCUUCUCUUAUGUUAUUUAUGCCUGCUUACAUCUACUAUCUAUAUACUCUUUCUUUUUUCUGCCACUGUAAUCCUUACCAGCAGUCUAGAUGCCUUAACAAUGCAAGCCCUUUUUCUUCGUUCAAUCACAUGUACAGUUUUCUACCCUUCACCACAGUUGUGUGUUGCCACAGAGGAAUCCACGAGAACUUUGGGGACAAAGCACAAACCCGCUCUGUUCGGUGCUGAAGCCAGACUAGAAUACAAAGAGCCAUAACUCAACAAUCUCACACACCCUGGUGUACUAUAAUGCUACGGCGAUGGCAUGCUUUGAGAAAGGCAGUCGGAGCAGACUGACUCCUCCAUGCUUGCUGCACAUUAGCGUUGAAAGAAAUUGGUUCUUUUCUUUUUCUUUUUCUUUUUUCCCAAUUGUGUAGCUUUUUUUUUUUUCCAAUUGGGGAACGAUUUCGACAGCACGACGGGGAUUUUAUUUUAUUUUUAUUUUUUUCACAACACAAAGUAGUACUUUUUGAACUUUUAGACGAGCACUGUCACAGCACAAUUUUAAUAUCCGACCUGCGCCGGCCUCAUGGCUAAGUCAAAAAGAACGGCAGCACACGAAGCCCCGCCCCCCUCCACACGAAGCCCCGCCCCCCUCCCAUGCCCCUGUCAGCAAUUUCCGUCAUUUCCUCUUUGUCUCUGCCGUGUGUCUUCAAGCUGUUGCUGGACGGGGGCGGGGGGGAUCUGUAGGGGGCGAAUGGGGGCUUUUCUCUCUUCGCUUUUCUUUUCUAGGGGCCUGGUUUUGUUAAAGUGACUAGAGAGGAUCGUUUUAGCGGCGGCGCCUGCUGACAGACAAGUGUUUUUCAGGCACUUAUGCUCCUGCACCCGCCCGGGCCGGGGCACGUAGGGGAGGUUUGGGGGGCGAGGAAGGGAAGUGGGGGUGGUGGCUGGUCUGUUUCAGAUAAUCUACAGAGGUCUGUUGUCAUACAAUGGCAUCUUUGUAAGCAAAGUUCCAUCCUGGACAUGAAUAUCAGUAGUGGGUGACAAAGUUUUGUAUUUAGGUAACAAACAAGAACAAAAAACAAAAAAAUGAUGCAAACCAAAUAGCUGGUGUCUAUUUUUUUCCUAUGUUUGUCCUUGACUGCAAAUACACUGAACAGCUCUAUAAUAUAAGGGAAUAAAAAAAAUCUACUGUAUAGAUUGUUAUUGUUUUUGAUGAAAAUUGAGCUGUAAGAUAACUUUUGGACUCUCACGAUGUUAAUUAAAGUUACCUCUUGUCUGUGA
This is a messenger RNA of Xiphophorus maculatus (southern platyfish), 6595 nucleotides long. RefSeq names its product transcription factor COE1 (gene ebf1a). The record is from RefSeq and is a predicted model, not a curated record. The transcript has 17 exons. Bases 1776 to 3575 code for a protein of 599 amino acids. Gene Ontology annotation, molecular function: RNA polymerase II cis-regulatory region sequence-specific DNA binding; DNA-binding transcription factor activity, RNA polymerase II-specific. NCBI's taxonomy places the organism in Eukaryota, Metazoa, Chordata, Actinopteri, Cyprinodontiformes, Poeciliidae. Gene Ontology annotation, biological process: regulation of transcription by RNA polymerase II.